AUGGUUGCCUUCGAAAUAUCAACGAAAAAGCGCCGCUUAGUGGUGGGCACCAUUGCUGGUGUGAUAGGAGUUUUGGGGGUUUCACGCUACAUUGCUCCGGUAGCAAUGGGUGUAUACCCUGAUGCUGUUGGACUUGCUGAUGCCGAUAGAUGUCCAUCCUUGUCUAAAUUGGCCCCCGCAUUCGACGGAUCGUUGUUUAAUCUGUCGUAUUUUCAUACGCCUGAGUACAGGAAUCUUUCUCUGGACGUUUGGGGUGGGGCAGUCAGGAUAGCCACUCCUAACUAUGAUGACUUAGGUACCAUUGGAGAAGACCCAAGAUGGGACGUCUUUUUCGAAUUCGAAGACUAUUUGCUGAAGACGUUUUCCACAGUGGCAUCAAAGGCAGAAUUACAUCGUGUGAACACUCACGGAUUGGUGUUUUCCAUUGCAGGGUCGGAUCCGAAUUUGAAGCCGUUGAUGCUCACGGGUCAUCAAGAUGUAGUGCCUGUUCCUCCAGAGACAGCACUGAGAUGGACACAUCCUCCCUUUGACAGCUACUUUGAUGGAAAAUAUUUAUGGGGACGGGGAUCAUCUGACUGCAAGAACAACGUGAUUGGAAUUUUUGAGGCACUUGAAGCACUCUUUUCAAAGGGCUUCGACAACAAACGGGGGAUCAUCAUUGCACUUGGCUUUGAUGAGGAGACCAGUGGAAAAAAUGGCGCUUCGCAUAUUGCAGAAUAUCUUCUCGAAAAACUUGGUGAGAACAGUGUUUUUGCCAUAAUCGACGAGGGUGGUUUGGGAGUACAGGAUAAGUAUGGGUCGCGUUUCGCCUAUCCUUCUACUGGUGAGAAGGGUUACAUUGACAUUAUCGUGACCCUGGAUACUGAUGGGGGUCACUCUUCUGUCCCACCAAGACACACAUCGAUUGGUAUUCUUGCUGAGGUCAUUACAGAAAUUGAAUCUGAACUCUAUCCAAUUGACAUCUCCCCUAAGAAUCCCUUCUAUUACCAGCUCCAAUGUGAGGCCAAAGCUGCAAACUCAAUGGACAAUGGGUUCAGGGCAGACUUGCUUAAUUUGGAGAAUGCAGACGCCAAAAAGAGGGCUUUAACGAAAAUUUCCGAGGACAUCAUUUCCAGGAUGCUGAUUUCGACAUCGCAGGCAGUCGACAUCAUUUACGGAGGAGUCAAGAUAAAUGCUCUUCCCGAACAGGUGACUGUCAAAAUUAACAAUCGAGUUGCAUAUGAAUCGUCUGUUGAAAUUGUCAAGAACAAAAUUCUUGCCAAAGUAUCCAAAGUCGCGGAUAAGUAUGGGCUGGGUGUUGUUUCCUAUAGCAAUGAGACUUCCACCGUUAAGAGCACGGAAUUUGCCGAACUGCCUAGUGGUCAGUUUGUUCUCUCUUUCAGCAAUCAGCUUGAUCCUGCACCAAUGACUUCGACUACGAAUAACCCAACUUGGGAUCUUCUUGGAGGAACAAUUAGACACAUUUUUGAGGAUUUUGCAGAGUUCCCUGGCUCAGACCUUGAAGUCGGAUCUGAAGUAACCGUUGCUCCCUCAGUGAUGACUGGAAAUACGGAUACCAAAUGGUACUGGAGACUAACAGAGAAUAUUUAUAGAUUCACUCCAAUUCGCCAGAACGCCCGCGAAAACGCUCAUGCCAUUGACGAAAAGGUUGAGCUCAAUGCUCAUAUCGAGGGAGUUGCAUUCUUCCACGAACUGGUAAGGAAUUUCGAUGCUUACGAAAACUAA
This is a messenger RNA of Kuraishia capsulata CBS 1993, 1725 nucleotides long. RefSeq lists its product as uncharacterized. Gene Ontology annotation, molecular function: metallocarboxypeptidase activity. The transcript has a single exon. Lineage: Eukaryota; Fungi; Ascomycota; Pichiomycetes; Pichiales; Pichiaceae. Bases 1 to 1725 code for a protein of 574 amino acids. The record is from RefSeq and is a predicted model, not a curated record. Gene Ontology annotation, cellular component: fungal-type vacuole lumen.